Messenger RNA from Penicillium macrosclerotiorum, 249 nucleotides. RefSeq lists its product as uncharacterized. The transcript has a single exon. The coding region runs from base 1 to 249 and encodes 82 amino acids. The record is from RefSeq and is a predicted model, not a curated record. Lineage: Eukaryota; Fungi; Ascomycota; Eurotiomycetes; Eurotiales; Aspergillaceae.
AUGGAGCGAGGCUCCAUCGUCUGGGCUCAUGCCGCAGAACAAACCGGUGGACAGAGAACUGCCGAGCCCACACCCCCAGGUACCUCGUAUACUCCCAGCGGCCCGGUACCAGGCUUGGUAUGCACGAGCCUCCCCUAUCGGACGGCUUUUAUCGACCAGGGUACCGAUCAGGCUCGGCAUGCACGGCACUCUGCACCUCCCAUCGAAGCGUGGCCUGGAUGCCGCCCAGGUGGCACAACGCACAACUGA